AUGCAGUGUGCCUACGAAGACACACUCGAUUACUUCUUGACGUUGAAAACCGAGUGCGAAGCCGCUGCAGAGUCAACUCAAGCGAUUAGAACGGUGGAGGGAAACGCAUCCGGUUCAGACUUACGUCCGGCAAAGCUGCCGAAGUUGGACCUACCAACGUUUUCCGGUCGUUAUGAGGAUUGGGAUAGCUUCUGUGAUCUUUUCACGACCCUUGUACACGAUGCUCCGCGCGUAGCCGAUGCGACAAAAUUGCAGUAUCUAAAAUCUUGCCUCAAGGGUGUAGCUGCUGACUUAGUUAAGGACGUGGCCUCGACUAGCGCGAACUAUGCCUCAACCUGGCUGGCUUUGAAGGCGCGUUUUCACAACCCGCGGCUAACGGUUACCAACCAUUUGAACGCGCUUUUGAAAAUGAAUUCGUUGAAAAGGGAAUCGGCCGACGAGUUGCGCUCGUUCGCUGACGAGGCUCAGAGGAUCGUUCGCGCACUGCGGAAUCUGCAAAUGCCUGUUGAUCAUUGGGACAUCUGGUUUGUGCACGUUUUGGCCUCGCGGUUAGAUCCGGAAUCGAGAAAGGAUUGGGAGUCAGAAUUGAGCGCGAGAGAUCGUGAGGUAAUUGCACGUACGGAUACAGGCGCCAAAGAGCCCGAUCCGCUAGCUAGAUUUCCGAAAUUUUCUGAGUUGGCCGAAUUCCUGGAAAGGCGUGCUCAAGCUCUAAGUAUGAUGAGUGCUGGGGAUUGUAAACGGGCAAAUCCGAUGUUUAAACCGACGCAGGGCUCGCGGAAAAUAUUUCAUGCAAGUACGCUACCGCGGACUAACAGUAAGGUUGCUUCGUUUAAUUGUACUCUCUGUUCAGGACCACAUUUUAUUUCUAAAUGUCCAAAGUUUCUCGCGAAGUCGUCUAGUGAUCGCCGCGCUGAGGUGCGCCGCUUGUAUCUUUGCUUUAAUUGCAUGGGCCGCCAUAAGUUUAAAUCCUGCACAUCUAACGGUCGUUGCCGCACCUGUCAAGGCAGGCACCAUUCACUGUUGCAUUUCGACCCAUCGCAGACACCUCAGCCUUUUACCAGCGGUUUGGAAAUUAAACCUCGCGACGAAAAACCUGCAUCCACGGUGCCAGGGGUUAACGUACACACCGCGAGUUUAUCGACCAUUAAAAACCCGGUCAUUUUAGCUACCGCACAGGUUAACGUCGUAGGCCCUCAGGGAACACGCACGCGAGUUCGCGCGCUUUUAGAUCAGGGAGCUGAGGCCUCAUUUAUCUCGGAAGCAAUUGUGCAGCUACUCGCGCUUCCAAAGCAACAUGUCCAAAUUCCUUUAACGGGUCUUGGAAGCAGUGCAGCCGGCACUGCGAGAUUCUCUGUCAAGUUUGCAGUGCAGUCGUUAGUUAGCUCUGAAUUUAAAAUCGAGGCCGAGGCUUUAGUUCUUCCUCGGCUUACCUCCCAAUUACCGACUCGCCGUCUAAUAGAGAUCGACCUUGAGCAGUUUGGGGAGCUACCACUAGCCGAUCCUCAUUUUAACAUUCCUGAUUCGGUAGACCUUAUUUUGGGAGCCGAUAUGUACGGUCAACUCCUCCGACCAGGUUUGCAACAUCUGACUGGAUCCCGGUUAGUUGCACAAAACACCGUGCUUGGGUGGGUCAUUUCGGGCUCCGCGCAGUCGAGUUCUUCACGGCGGGCGGAGAGCUCCCAUCAAGAGCCUCUAAGGGCUUUACAUUGUGCUUCAGAGGAUAAUUUAAACGAGUGUUUGCAACAAUUCUGGAGGCUCGAGGAAUUACCGCCUUCUGUCCGUAUCUUGGAACCCGAAGACGAAGCUUGCGAGAAUCAAUUCGUCGCUACUCAUUCGCGAAACGCCGGUGGGCGUUAUGUCGUACAACUUCCCUUGAAAUCAGAUCUCCCAAGGGUUUCCGCGGAGACACGACGUAUGGCCAUGGGUUCGCUCGCGCAUACUCACCGGAAAUUCACACGUGAUCCUAAAUUGGCUUCCGCGUAUCGAGAAUUCAUGCGUACCUAUGAGGCAUUAGGGCACAUGACACGCGUUCCUGCAGAUGAGAGUGUCAAUUCGCGUUCAUGGUACUUGCCUCACCAUGCGGUCGUACAGUCCACACCUGCGCAAUAUAAGGUUCGAGUCGUUUUCGACGCUUCGCGACGGACGCAUGACCAGUAUCGUCUAAAUGAUUUUCUCAUGUCUGGUCCUCCCCUUCAGCAGGAUCUUUCGUUGGUCCUUUUAAAUUGGCGUCGAUACAAGUAUGUUUUUACCGCGGACAUUGUAAAAAUGUUUCGGCAAAUUCUCGUCGUGCCUCGUGAUCAGGAGCUCCAGAGAAUUGUAUGGGCACCUAGCCCUGAAGAACCUCCCGUAGAAUAUCGGUUGACUACAGUCACCUAUGGCACCGCUUGUGCUCCAUACUUGGCAAUACGCACGCUUGCACAAUUAGCAGUAGAUGAGAAACCUCGCUUUCCGCUGGGUUCGCGCUGUUUGGAAUCAAACGUAUACGUGGACGAUAUGUUCAUUGGAGCGGACGAACUGCCGCUUGCCAUUCGCAAACGUACGGAAUUGGUCCAGAUCUUAGGGACUGCCGGUAUUGAGUUAGACAAAUGGGCGGCAAAUCAUCCAGACAUCCUUCCAGCGCAUAAGCGUCCGAUCGCAAACGAUUUGGUUAGGGAUAUUGUGCAGGAUGAAUCUGUAAAGACGUUAGGGGUGCACUGGAAACCGACUCAGGAUGAGUUCAGUUUUAGCGUUACGAAUGCAAAUAGUUUACCUGGGGUUUUGACCAAGCGAGCCGUACUCUCAAAUAUUGCUCGACUAUUUGAUCCGUUAGGCUGGUUAUCCCCAAUUACGAUAACAGCUAAAAUUCUUAUGCAGGAUUUGUGGAUUCUUAAGUGUGAUUGGGACUCUCCCCUGCCGGCUGAGGCUCGCGAGCGGUGGAUUGAUUAUUGCCGUUCACUUUCCUCGCUUCCUACCUUAACAAUCAGCCGUUGGUUUGGAUCGCCUUCUGAGUCAGCUGGUCAAAUUCACGGGUUUUCUGACGCGUCUUCUAGAGCUUAUGCGGCGGUAAUAUAUCUUCGCACAGACGAAGGCGACGGUCACGUUCGUGUCUCACUCUUAGCCGCAAAAACAAAGGUCGCACCGGUGAAAACAGUAAGCAUUCCCAAUCUCGAGUUGUGCGGAGCUUUACUUCUAGUCAGACUUGUUUGUCAUUUGAGAAAAUUAGACUUCCUUAAAAGGCACCCAGUUUUUCUGUGGUCAGAUAGCCGAGUGGUCCUUGCGUGGUUGAGCAAGCAUCCUUGUCACUGGAAAACGUUCGUAGCGAACCGGGUCUCUUUAAUACAAACGGAACUACCUUCCGCCACAUGGGCUCACGUUCCCACUAAACAAAAUCCAGCGGACUGCGCUACCCGCGGUUUGCGUCCGUCUGAACUAUGCGAGACGAGUUUAUGGUGGUAUGGGCCCUCUUGGCUGGCCCUACAACCCGAACACUGGCCCCAGCCGUCAGAGACCACACAGGUCCUCCACGCAGAGGCGAAACCGCCGGAACCGGAUAUUCUUUUGCGAUACUCCAGCCUGACUAGGUUAAUACGUGUCGUAGCCUACUGUUUAAGACCCGUGAAACACUUGCGGGGACGUAAGGGUGGGUUGAACCCUUUGCCAACCUAUCUGACCACUUCGGAGCUCUUGGACGCUCGCUCAGCGGUUAUACGCAUAGCACAAGCGCAUGCUUUCGCGACCGAAAUAGAGAUGUUGAAGAGUGGGAAGCCUUUACCUAAAUCUAGCGCGUUGAGAAAGUUAAACCCGCUCUUAGACAAAGAAGACGGUGUUUUGCGUGUAGGAGGACGUCUUUCGCGGUCGAAUUUAACUAGCGAGCGCAAACAUCCCCCGAUUUUACCGCGACGUUCUGGCCUCAGUCGUUUAUUCGUGCGAUACGCGCACAACGCCGCUUUUCACGGCGGUCCUACAUUAACGUCGAGUGUCCUAUUACGAUACGCGUGGAUUGUAGGCAGGAAUUCUUUAAUUAAAACUGCGAUUCGGAACUGUCUCACCUGCCAGCGUGUAAAACCGCGUUUAGCUCAUCAGCUGAUGGGCGACCUCCCUGCGGCGCGGGUGACUCCAGCACGUCCGUUCACCACGACUGGCCUAGAUUAUGCCGGACCUUUCCAUAUCCGCACGACAAAGGGCCGAGGACAUCGCGCCUACAAAGGAUAUAUCGCCCUUUUUGUCUGUUUCGCGACACGGGCAAUUCACUUAGAAGUAGUCAGUGACCUCACUGCAUCUACAUUCAUUGCUGCUUAUCGACGCUUUGUAAGCAGAAGAGGAAUCUGUCAUCGUCUCUACAGUGACAACGCCACGACGUUUAGAGGAGCAGAUACCGAGUUGCAGGCGAUGUUCAAGGAGGCAUCAGAAUUUUACCAAACGGUCGCUUCGACGCUAGCGAAUGAUGGAACUGCUUGGAGCUUUAUACCACCUACCACCCCGCAUUACGGUGGCCUCUGGGAGGCUGGAGUCAAAUCGGUGAAACAUCAUCUGAGGCGAAUGGUCGGCGAGCACACUCUGACCUUCGAGGAAUUCUCCACUGUUUUGACAGAAAUUGAGGCGUGCCUCAACUCUCGCCCGUUGUGCCCUCUGACAUCGGAUACCGACGAUUUAAACAUCCUAACACCAGCACACUUUCUGAUAGGCACGGCGUCUGCCUUAGUCCCGGAUGCGGAACCAGAAUCGGUGCCUGAAAAUCGCUUAAACCGAUUUCAGCUGCUACAGCGAAUUCGUAACCAAUUUUGGAAACGUUGGUCCGACGAAUAUUUGCAACACCUACAGGAAAGAGGCAAGUGGCGGGAUCCAACGGAGAACUUCGCCGUGGGUCAACUUGUGCUCAUGAGAGAUGAGCGCUACCCUCCUACAAAAUGGCCCCUAGGACGAGUGAUAGAGGUACAUACUGGAUCGGACGGACUAGUGAGGGUUGUCACUGUGAAGACGGCCACCAACACCUUUCGUCGACAUAUCGCGCGCUUGUGUCCAUUGUUAUUGGAAUCGGAGGAGACACAGCGAUUAUCAGAAUGA
Molecule: messenger RNA, 5043 nt
Organism: Osmia bicornis bicornis
Lineage: Eukaryota; Metazoa; Arthropoda; Insecta; Hymenoptera; Megachilidae
Exons: 1
Coding region: 1-5043 (1680 amino acids)
Biological process (GO): proteolysis; DNA integration
Molecular function (GO): nucleic acid binding; aspartic-type endopeptidase activity
Source: RefSeq, a predicted model, not a curated record